Molecule: messenger RNA, 2179 nt
Organism: Oncorhynchus gorbuscha (pink salmon)
Lineage: Eukaryota; Metazoa; Chordata; Actinopteri; Salmoniformes; Salmonidae
Product: beta-1,3-N-acetylglucosaminyltransferase lunatic fringe-like
Exons: 8
Coding region: 190-1335 (381 amino acids)
Biological process (GO): regulation of Notch signaling pathway; pattern specification process
Cellular component (GO): Golgi membrane
Molecular function (GO): O-fucosylpeptide 3-beta-N-acetylglucosaminyltransferase activity
Source: RefSeq, a predicted model, not a curated record
CUGUCCAGUAAUCUAGAGAGAGACGGAGAGAGAGAGUGAAGCAAACCAGGAUGAACAGUCAGAUGUCUCUCUAGUCUGUGAGUUUUGUCGCAGUGGAAUAGACGUGCACUUGUAUUGUCAAUGCUUGCACCGCUCACCAUUGUAUGUGAUUAUAAACUAUCUAUUUUAGAUUUGUAAACUUGUAGCAAGAUGUCAGAAGGUGUCUGGAGGAAACGCGUCCUCUCCACGGCUGGAGGAGCCUCGUUCACCUGCCUCGUGAUGAUGUUUCUUCUCGUCGCCGUUAUCAAACACCGGGGGACUCUCGUGGAGGAAGGUUCCACCGGGAGAGAGUUCGGGACUCGCUCCCUGCAAAGUUUAAACAGCAUGAAUAAUAAUAACCAAGCUCCAGCCGAGGAUCGGGUCGGGGAGAAAUGUCAGGCGACCCAGGUCAAGGGUUUCUCGGCGUACUUCAGUGAGUUGAGCCGGGGGAAGCGGGCGGUGGAGCACAGAGCGGUGAAGGAUCCUACACCGGUGGAGGAGCUCAGUCCGGCGGAUGUGUUCAUAGCGGUGAAAACCACCAAGAAAUAUCACCACACCAGGCUGGAUCUACUGCUGGACACAUGGAUCUCUACAAACAUGCUACAGACGUAUGUAUUCACCGACGGAGAGGAUGACAGGCUGAGGAAGAGGAUGGGGGGUCACAUGAUCAAUACGAACUGUUCAGCGGCCCACAGUCGCCAGGCUCUGUCCUGUAAAAUGGCCGUCGAAUACGACACCUUCAUCAGCUCUGGAAAGAAAUGGUUCUGCCAUGUGGAUGAUGAUAACUACGUGAACAUACGUCCCCUUGUGAAGCUCCUGUCUCACUACAGCCACACCCACGACGUCUACAUUGGCCGGCCGAGCCUCGACCGACCGCUAGAAGCCACCGAGAGGUUUGGCGACGCCCACACGCGUCCAGUGCGUUUCUGGUUUGCCACAGGAGGAGCAGGGUUCUGUGUUAGUCGAGGUCUCGCCCUCAAGAUGAGCCCCUGGGCCAGUGGAGGUAAUUUCAUGACAACAGCUGAUCGUAUUCAUCUCCCUGACGACUGUACGGUUGGUUACAUCAUCGAGGCGUUGCUAGGGGUGGGUCUUAUCCGCUCCCCACUGUUCCACUCUCACCUGGAGAACCUUCAGCUGGUGUCACCGACACAGAUACACCACCAGGUGACUCUGAGUUAUGGAACGUUUGACAGUAAGAGAAACAUAAUCAAUAUAAGAGGAGCGCUCUCAUUGGACGAAGACCCUACCAGGUUCAGGUCUGUCCAUUGUAUCUUAUACCCAGACACUCCGUGGUGUUCAGCCCUGACCUGGUACUGAGGUACUGACCCCACCAGUCCAGAGACACAGAAAGAGGGGAGAAGACGAGAGAUGGAGCAAAGACAUGGAAGGGGGCGAUGGGCAAAGGAGAGAAGUGGAGAAGAGAGACUAGAGAUAUUGAUGAAUGGACAGACAGAGGAGAGAACAGGAGAAACAGCCAAUAGCCUCCCUCUGUAUGGUUCCAGAAUGAUGAUGUCAUGAUACGGUGCCUUCUGACCAUAGAACGGCUUUCUCCAGCUCUCAUGUCCUGCUUGGUGUCACAGGGAUGGAGUUGGAUCGUUUUGGGGUUCCUAGGGCCUCGGGGGGUGGCACCUCAUGGGACGACACUGGAUCUCUCCGUCACCGGAUCCUUACGCCCUCUAACCCUUGACCUCUAACCCCUAGUCCCUCCCAGAGAGGCCUGGUGGGGGGAAGAGACGAGCGCGACGUCGUUGUGAAGUUGCUGAUUGCAGAUGGCUCUGUGUGUUGCAGCUCUAACAGAGAGCCUCUGUUUUAAGGCUGUUGUGUCGCUCCGCUUUGUAGCCUGAGUUCCAGUCUGUUUUUGUGCUGUCAUCAACUCCUUGCCACGAACUCAAUGUCACGUUUGUCUCGUCCACGACGGCGAUGUAGUUGGCAUGGUAACACAAACAGAUCUGGGACCAGGCUAUCUAUUUUGUGAGUAGAAGUUGUCAUUUUUUCCCCCCCUUGGUUGCUAAGGAGAAUGGUUCUACAUCCUCUUUGGUGUUCCACGUUCCUCUUCCUGCAUCUUGGUUGCUAAGGAGAAUGGUUCUACAUCCUCUUUGGUGUUCCACAUUCCUCUUCCUGCAUCUUGGAGGCUGAAGGAUGUACAAACUGUGUACUGUUU